AUGCAGGUCCCAAAGGUAACUCUGAAUGACCUCCAAGCCUUCCAAUCUCAGCAUUUCCCUGGCCAACAGCUGGCUGUGUUUCCCCAAGAAAAUGACCAGCCCACAGACGAGGAUCUCGGAUAUUACCCAGACGGAGUGAAGCGCACACUCACAGAUGAGCAGAUUCGGAUCUUCAGACAUAGCGAAAUCCAUGCCCUGCUACGAGAGAGGCAGCUCCAGGCUGAUGAGGAGCAAUACCAAGCUCGGAUGCAAACAUCUCUAGACGAUGGAUCCGGGGGUAAACCAGACGCUGCGCCGGAGAAGCGACCGCUAGACUCUGAGUCUCAGAUGCAAGGCGGGGAUCAGAAGCGGUUGCAGUCACGGAAGGUGUCUAAGAAACACACUCCGGAGGAGAAGUCUUCAAAGCUCCUGGACUACGGGGACGACUCUGAUCAAACAAAAAUGGCAAGGCCACCUGUGUCCCAAAUGCCCUACCAAGGGCGCAGGAUUAUUUCCUACGAUGACUGA
This is a messenger RNA of Penicillium samsonianum, 507 nucleotides long. Its product is annotated as DUF3807 domain-containing protein. The transcript has 2 exons. Lineage: Eukaryota; Fungi; Ascomycota; Eurotiomycetes; Eurotiales; Aspergillaceae. The record is from RefSeq and is a predicted model, not a curated record. Bases 1 to 507 code for a protein of 168 amino acids.